Molecule: messenger RNA, 2078 nt
Organism: Melopsittacus undulatus (budgerigar)
Lineage: Eukaryota; Metazoa; Chordata; Aves; Psittaciformes; Psittaculidae
Gene: DDX52
Product: DExD-box helicase 52
Exons: 15
Coding region: 19-1845 (608 amino acids)
Biological process (GO): maturation of SSU-rRNA
Molecular function (GO): ATP binding; nucleic acid binding; RNA helicase activity
Source: RefSeq, a predicted model, not a curated record
UCGCCGCGCCGGGGCAGCAUGGAGGCGUGGGACCUGUUCCGGAGGUUGGGAGCCGGUGCCCGCUUUGACGUGCGGCGAUUCGGGCUCGAUGCGAGGCGUUUCGGGGUGAUCAGGGCAAACAGCGGCAGCGCCUCCCUGGAGAGCCUCGACUUCUUCGGGCACAAGGAGGGGUCUGCCGAGGAGGGCUGCGGGCUCGCAGGGGCUGGACAGGAGGAUGGAGCCGGGGGAAGUGGUGGAGAGACGGUAGGAAAGAGGAAGAGAGCUGCGGAAAGCGGUGAAGGGAAGAGGAAAAAGAAAAAGGCACGAGGAGCAAUUCCAGAGUUGUCAGAAAGUAACGGGAUAAAGUGGAUGUCCUCUCUGGAAGCAAAAUACGAAGAUGCAAAAGACAAAAAACCUACUGCAGAAAAACUUGAACGCUUGAGAAGACAAAAGAUAAACCGCUUUAGAAAUCAACACAAGAUCAGUGUCCAAGGAACUGAUCUUCCUGACCCGAUUGCCACAUUUGAUCAGCUUCAGAAGGAAUACAAAAUCCACCCCAAAAUCAUGGAGAAUAUUCAGGCUGCUGGUUUCCAGGUCCCAACACCCAUCCAGAUGCAGGCGAUCCCUGUCAUGCUUCAUGGCCGGGAACUUCUGGCUUCAGCUCCUACUGGGUCUGGAAAAACACUGGCAUUUUGUAUUCCUCUCUUAAUACACCUGAAACAACCUAGGAACAAAGGAUUCAGAGCUCUGAUCAUAUCACCUACCCGAGAACUUGCUAGCCAGACACAUCGGGAGCUGGUGAAGUUGGCUGAGGGGACAGGCUUCAGGAUACACAUGAUCCACAAGGCAGCUGAAGCAGCAAAGAAGUUUGGGCCCAAGUCUUCAAAGAAAUUUGAUAUACUGGUUACUACUCCAAACAGACUCAUUUAUUUGCUGAAGCAAGAUCCUCCAGCAAUAGACUUGACCAGUGUGGAGUGGCUGGUGGUGGAUGAGUCGGACAAGCUCUUUGAAGACGGGAAGUCGGGGUUCCGGGAGCAAUUGGCCUCCAUCUUCCUGGCGUGCACGUCCCCUGUGGUGAGACGAGCCUUGUUUAGUGCCACCUUCGCCCAUGACGUGGAGGAGUGGUGUAAGCUCAACCUGGACAGCGUGGUUCUGGUGUCUGUUGGAGCAAGGAACUCGGCAGCAGAGACGGUUGAACAGGAGCUGCUGUUUGUUGGCUCCGAGACAGGGAAGCUCACAGCCAUGCGGGAGCUUGUGAAAAAGGGUUUUGCUCCUCCUGUCCUUGUUUUUGUGCAGUCUAUUGAGAGAGCUAAAGAGCUUUUCUAUGAACUUAUUUACGAAGGCAUCAAUGUGGAUGUCAUCCAUGCAGACAAAACCCAGCAACAGAGAGAUAAUGUAGUUCACAACUUCAGAGCUGGGAAGAUCUGGGUGCUCAUCUGCUCAGCCUUACUAGCUCGAGGCAUUGACUUCAAAGGAGUGAAUAUGGUCAUCAAUUACGAUUUGCCAACGAGUGCAGUGGAAUACAUCCACAGGAUAGGUCGUACUGGAAGAGCUGGGCACACAGGAAAAGCAGUCACUUUCUUCACAGAGGACGAUAAACCUUUAUUACGGAGUAUAGCCAAUGUUAUUCAGCGAGCUGGCUGUCCUGUGCCAGACUACAUAAAACACUUCCCCAGACUGCAAAGCAAACAAAAGAAGAAAUUCAUUAAGAAACCAUUGACGAGAGAAUCCAUUUGUACCACUCCUGAGUGCUUCUUGAGAAAGGCCAAAAGAAAAAUGAAAACUACCAAGCAAAAUGUUAAGGGACAAAAGAAAGCUAAAGAAGAUAAAAAGGGCAGUAAGUUACAGCCUGUUUCCAGCAGCUGAAUAAGAACAGCCUGUGUGGGAGCUGGGGCUGACACGUCCACACUGAGCAAGAGAAGAAUGAAGAGAGCCGCAACUGUGAAGGGAGAAAAGUAUCCCUAACACUUCCUUCUGGUGAAGGUGGAUGUUUACAUGCAAGAAAGUCUCUACUGAAAUAGUGGUAGAGGAUUCCUGAAUGCUUCUUAUAGAAGCUGAAGACUCUGCUCUUGCAAUAAAUGACUUCUGUUGCUGAACAA